UGAAAGGCUGUGCCUCUGAAGGAUUGCUCUACAGCUGAACUCACCUAACUCCACAGUUAACUCCAGUAAAAUGAUGAGAAAAGGGAAUUCCCUGGAGGACUCCGUUUUUCUUUCUGAAAGUCAGAACACCUUCCAAAAGUCAAGUAAUGACACCCCUGUCAGCCCUACAGAGAGUUUCGGAUCAGUAUUUAUAAGUUCAGAUGGAGAAAAUGGAACAGAUGAAAAAAGAAAGGCAGGAAAAUCACCUACUGUGUUGCUGCAGACCCCUACCAUUGAAAUGGAAUAUUUUGAUGACCGGAAAAAAGUUGAUGUUGCAAGGACAAAGAGCAGCACAGAUAGUCCACUCCUGACAGUGGAUAUCAAGAGUGACUCCAAGAUUGAAAGAAAAAAACGUGCCUCAAAUCAGCUGAAGGCAAAUGCACACUUUCAUAAGCUGUUUCUAGAUGUUCCCAUUGAUGAGCCACUGAAACAAAGCUUUACCUGUGCUCUGCAGAAAGAAAUUCUGUACCAAGGAAAGUUAUUCCUUUCUGAAAACUGGAUUUGCUUCCAUUCCAAGGUUUUUGGUAAAGACACUAAGAUUAGUAUACCUGUGCUCUCGGUGACGCUUUUGAAGAAAACCAAAACUGCUCUUCUUGUGCCAAAUGCUCUGAUCAUAGCAACAGUCACUGAUAGGUACAUGUUUGUUUCCUUACUCUCCAGAGAUACCACCUACAAACUGUUAAAAUCUAUCUGUAGACAUCUUGAGGAUACAAGCACAGGCAACAGUCCAAAUCCAUCUUCUGCAGAAAACAGCUUCAGGGCUGAUCGUCCUACAAUUCUGCCCUUGGUAAAUGGCUUAGAGGAUUUCAAUGAAGACUAUUCUGAUCUGGAUGGAAUAGUGCAGCAGCGGAGACAAGAGAUGGAAGAGUCCAGCAGCACAAGCUCACAGACCCCAGAGCUGGAAUGCUUCCAAGAUUAUCAUGUUGUUGAGACACAGACUCACUUGAAAGUUUCCAAGACUGAGGCAAAAUCCAUCCGUUCAGAUGCACACAGUAAACGUGGACCUGAUGGAAAAGCCCGAAACAGUCCUCGAAAUGGCAGUUCUGAAGCCUUCGGGUUCUUCCACAAAGUAAAGUCCCAGAAGCUCUUAUCCCUGAACCAUAUACUUGUAUUUUACGCAAUUCUUGUUUGUGUAUUAAUCUUUUCUACCUUCUACAUGAGAUAUAAAAUCAGUGUCCUGGAGGAACGCCUUAUUUCCAUCACAUCCUUUGAUUCACAUAUUAAGGAACAACCAGUACGCCAAGGCUUGGGAUCUCACCUGCAAAUUAAUGCUGAUGCCCUUUGUGAUGAGUUAACUGCUAAUCUUAUAAAAUUGGAAAAGAUACAGAACAACUUACAAAAACUACUUGAAGACAGUGAAUGAAACGUUGAUAUUCUUGGACUGCUUCAGACCUCAUUCUUCUCUCUUGACAAACAGUUCCAAAGGAGCUCUGCUGGCCAGAGUUCAAGCUUCUUCAUUUUCAGUCCAAGCCAAGCUUAAACUACUGUAAAGCUCAUGGCAUAAUGCAGAAAGUCAGUUUAUUCUUGAGCAUGUAUGUUUUGAAAACAUAUGUUUUGAUCUACAUGUAUCUAUAUGUUUUGAAAAUAUGGGGAUUUUUCCUUCUCUGUUGUGUGUGAAUUAAUGAAUUUUAUAGCUUGCUUGAUUCUAGACUUGCUUACACCAGUGCAAACCUGGUGCAACUCCUUUUACCUCAGCAUUUGCUUUUUGCCUAUUGUCAUAGAAGUGUAAAUGGAAAAAAUUCCAGUCAUGACUCCUGUGCUGAAGUGUUGUGUGAAUGAGCUGGUACCUCUCUCAGCUAUAGUUACAGAUCGGUGCUAUGCUCUUCAUUUUUACUUAUUUAUGCCCUGGCAUCCCAAAGAUCAGAAAAGAGACACCUCUGGAUUUGGUUAUGUGAAGUUCUGCAUGUUCAAGGUGUGCUCAGUUCUCAGGUGUGGCAAAAAGGCUCAAUUCCACUUUCCAUGGUAUUGCAUCACCACUGAGAGUAAGGUCUAUUUCUACUGCACGUUCAAUUUCCACUGAAGUCAAGCUUGAAAUAUGUAUGUACUUGCCAACUUACAAUCAAGUUGCUUAGGAGUAGCAGUGUGAGUGUGACAUAUCUGCACAACUUAGAAAAACUGCUAGGUUUUUUGUCCACGGUCUCUGUCCAUUAAGUUAAUAGUUGUGAAGACCCUCAGUCAGCUUUCCUUGAAGUUGCAUGGGGUUUUGGAUCACUGAGCAAGUGCAAUUUGUGCUCCAGCUGAUGGAAAUCUAGCCUUGGUAUGUGACUCCAGGGACCAGAUAUUUCCACAUCAUCGGAACUGGCAAAUUAAUGAUGCAACAAUACAAUCAGUAGAGUGAAUGAAAAGUGGACACGUGCUUUGUUAGAUCAUAGUAUUUUUUCUUCACAGUGCCUGGGGAUUUUUAGCUUUCUGAUUCACCAAGCAGGCUGAUUCAUUUUUCAAAAGCAAUAUUUGGGAUAAAUAACAACUAGUAUCUGUAAAGUAACAGUAUUGUUUAUAAUAUGCUAUGCAUUUUAUAACCAUUUCUGUGAAAUGUACCUACUUUGUUUAAAUAAACUUUGUUAAAAUGA
Messenger RNA from Grus americana (Whooping crane), 2609 nucleotides. RefSeq names its product GRAM domain containing 2B (gene GRAMD2B). The coding region runs from base 71 to 1402 and encodes 443 amino acids. Lineage: Eukaryota; Metazoa; Chordata; Aves; Gruiformes; Gruidae. The transcript is spliced from 14 exons. The record is from RefSeq and is a predicted model, not a curated record.